Tachysurus vachellii is the source of this 1943-nucleotide messenger RNA. RefSeq names its product zinc finger, AN1-type domain 5a (gene zfand5a). The record is from RefSeq and is a predicted model, not a curated record. The coding region runs from base 190 to 810 and encodes 206 amino acids. NCBI's taxonomy places the organism in Eukaryota, Metazoa, Chordata, Actinopteri, Siluriformes, Bagridae. The transcript is spliced from 6 exons. Gene Ontology annotation, molecular function: DNA binding; zinc ion binding.
AGGAAACAAACAGCGUGAAAGAAAAGAUCGGGAAAGGACAAGAGACUCCGGGAGUAAAUUUAUCGCUGUCCUCGUCACAAAGCCAUCGGAGUGAAAAAAAAAACAGGAGCAGAGCUCGCUAAAUUUACAAAAUCUCUACCUUGAUUCCUCAGUCGACAUCGAUUAUAAGUUGAGAAUCGACCUAUAGCAAUGGCCCAGGAGACCAAUCAGAGCCCGGUUCCUAUCCUGUGCACCAUGGGUUGUGGUUUCUAUGGCAACCCUAGGAAUAAUGGCAUGUGCUCUGUGUGCUACAAGGAGAACCUGAGUCGACAGCAGAGCAGCGAUCGCAGCCCGGUGAGCCCUCUGGCAGGCAGCCCUUCAUCUGAGACGGCGGCCAUGCAGAGACUAGACGGAAGCCUAAACAAAGCGGAGGCGACGUGCGCAGAAUCAGCAUCAGAAGGCAUGUUGGCCGCAGCCUCCCUGCCUGUCACGCAACAGAUGACAGAGAUGAGUAUUUCCAGAGAGGAGAAAAGCCCAUCUCCUACACCGCACGUUGCGGAAGCAGUCAUUAGCCAGCCAACUUCCUCCUGCUCGCCUCUUAGCGAUGUGGCCAAGAGUCCAGACUCGGACAAACCCAAAAAGAACCGCUGCUUCACUUGCCGCAAGAGGCUCGGACUCACAGGGUUCGGCUGCAGGUGCGGUCAGCUCUUCUGUGGCAUUCACCGCUACUCGGACAAGCACAACUGCACGUAUGACUACAAAGCCGAGGCGGCCGCCAAAAUUCGUAAAGAAAACCCAGUGGUGGUGGCCGACAAGAUCCAGAGAAUAUAAAGCACGGAAAGACACGAAUUAUUGAGCUACAACAGAUAAACGGACUUAUGUGUUUUUUGCUAUUAAGAAAAAAGAAGGCGGGGGAAAAAUACAGUGCUGUGUGACGACCAUGCAUUAAUUACCGUUUGGUUUUAAAUAUUCAUAGUUUUGUUUUUUUUCUUUUUUCUUUCUUUGGGACGCUUUUGCCUGCUGUGCCAGCUCUUUUGCCAUAGUUUUGCUUUGUUUCAGGGAAUGGUAAGAUAUAAGUAAUACUUAUAACUGCAUCAAAAAUGGAAAUCUGAGGCUUAUCAUUUAUAGCUGAUUUUGUUCAUAAGUAUUGGAUCAUUGCCUUUUUAGAAAUCGCAUGGUUUGCCAAAAUGAGGUUGUGCAAUUUAGCGUUGUUAGCAGGGAGUUCUCUGACUUUUUUUUUUUUUUUAAAGUGCUGUUCUACAACUGGUUUUCUUCCAGUCUGGAUUAGUAGACAAUUUCUUCCUCGAUCUUUCACUCCAGCCUGUACAGUAAAAGGUCAAACAGAUCGACUUUCUAAAUAGGCUGCCUGUCCUGGUUAUCAAUCAUUCAUCCCUUUUCCCCAUAACAAUUUCAGAAUGUGAACAUUACUACUGUGAGCCGCUGGCAGGCGGAUGGACGGCGGAGAUCCAAAGGGCACCACCGUUGUCGUUCGAGCUUCUUUCACGGCACAAUAGAUAACUAUGGGGUUGUGUUUUUUGUUUUAUCAUUCGAGUGCAGUUAUUUAGGCAUUUAUUUGGUGUUUGUGAGCGUGCAUGUGCGUGCGUGAGUGUGAGCGAGAGGGAGUGAGCGACAUGCAGUCCUUCCUGACUCAGUUACAUUUGGACAUUUGAUGCUCCACAUCCAGAUCAGUGUUUUGUUGUGUGUGAGCACUAGCACCCGUAACUGAACUCCUCUCUGUGUGUGUGUGUGUGUGUGUAUCUGUGUGCUGUGACGGCCCCGGGAGUGACGAAACCGUAUGUAUCUGUUUGAGUUUUAAUUUCAGAUGUUAGUUGUAUGCAAAUUUGUAGAAAAGAAAAACCUGUUCAUAUUUAUGUACUGCAUUUAAUUGAUUGUUACUUUUGCCAUUAAUGCAAAAAAUAUUGUGUAUAUAAAAAUGUACAGAAUAAAAUUAAAAAUGAAUCACA